Messenger RNA from Phaeoacremonium minimum UCRPA7, 423 nucleotides. Its product is annotated as putative spermidine putrescine import atp-binding protein pota protein. Gene Ontology annotation, molecular function: ABC-type oligopeptide transporter activity; ATP binding. The transcript is spliced from 8 exons. The coding region runs from base 1 to 423 and encodes 140 amino acids. Gene Ontology annotation, cellular component: membrane. The record is from RefSeq and is a predicted model, not a curated record. NCBI's taxonomy places the organism in Eukaryota, Fungi, Ascomycota, Sordariomycetes, Togniniales, Togniniaceae.
AUGGCGUUUGUUUUAUGGUAUGGUGGUACUUUGAUGGCGAGGGGCGAAUACUGGCCUUUCCAAUACGUAAUCGUAUACAUUGCUGUUCUUCAGGGGAGCAUGGGUGCUGGCCAAUGGCUGAGUUACGGUCCAAACAUUGCCAAAGCCUCUGUAGCAGCGAAUCGAAUUCUAGAUAUGAGGAAAACAGACCAGCCUGACGGACGUUUAAUUUCACUUGAUUUCGGAAACAUCGGCGACGACGACCAAGGAGUCAAGGUCGAGUUCCAAAACGUGUGGUUCAAGUACCCCACCAGAGAUGUGCCCAUUCUCAAAGGGCUGGAUCUCACGAAGGGACAAUUUGCCGCUGUUGUUGGGCCAUCUGGGUCGGGAAAGACCACCGUAAUCUCGUUGCUGGAAAGUCAAGGCCGGGCGGAUUUUGUAUAA